Paraglomus occultum is the source of this 1641-nucleotide messenger RNA. NCBI's taxonomy places the organism in Eukaryota, Fungi, Glomeromycota, Glomeromycetes, Paraglomerales, Paraglomeraceae. The record is from the annotation of a GenBank genome assembly.
AUGUUCUCCACAGAGCAACCCGAGCACCCCCUUCUACGUCCCUAUGUACCCCGCCACUCUCUUGACUCGUCCUUCUUCACCCUUUCCUCAAUACCACAACCCACAUACUCCUCUUCUCUCUCCCCACCCGGUUCACUGGAAUAUGACGAAUCAGCUGGCAGUUGGAACACAAGCAUGUACGUCGAUCCACAAGAAGGGAUACAAUCACCACGCUUCUAUUCACUAGCUAAGCAUGCACGAGAUAUGCUAGAGCCAGCCAUAAAAGCAAAAUUAGAAAAUACAGCAGAGGCAGUCGGAAGGCUAUGGAGCGCUAUCAAUCCAGAAGUAUACGAGACUGGUUUCUUUGUCGGUCCGAGGCUAUUUGUGAGUAGGCUGAGAUUGGGUGAUACCAACGCAGCAAAGAUUGAGAGUAUGAGUACCGCCGGUUAUGUAUCUAUUGCAAAAACUUGCCCACGGAGCGCUAUUCCUGUGAAAUGUUUAUGGGCCAGUGACGAAGCCGACUUCGGAUUGUUUCUCGUAAUAAACAAGACUUUCCGUGCGCCUGGAUAUCUCGAAUUACCGGAUGACUCUUCAUCUGAAGUAGCAAAAAACUUGCGAUAUAGGGACAGCGUGGUAGCAAUUGUAUAUAACGGCACACCUAAUAGACAAGUACUCGAAGAACGCAAUGCAUUGCGAUAUCGAGAGGCUGAUGAAGAUGGUCGACCCAAAAUCCCCGAAGACUUGAGCACUAUCCUUCAUCCGCGCGCAAAAUCCGUCGCAUCUGGCAGCGUUGUCGGUCUCCCUUCUCUUGAUCCAGAUUUACCACCGACAAUGUUUCGCAUCUCUGCCAGUCUAUGGGAUGGUGCAAGCGGUGGGCCCGUUUUUGUCAUACGCGGAACAGACAUUUUGCUUAUUGGAAUGGUUUCAUUAUGUCCGGGAGAAACUGAAGGAAAUGAGGCGUCAUUCUUGUACAAUUGGCACAAAAGCAAAGUGGCAGCUGCCAUUAAAAAGGCACAAGAACAACAGAUGUACCUUUUUAGCAAAGACGAACUCCAACACUUUCACAAGCUCACACGUAGACCAACACCACCACACAAACGUGAAGACUCGGGACGGGCGAGAAACAGUGUUCCAUCAAAAAGAUCAUCCCGCUUAUUAAGCCCACUUCCCACAACAAGACCCACAUCGUUCAUUGUAGUUUCAGAAGAAAAACACGGGAUCGAUGGUUUGGACUUGGACAUGCCGCCGCAAAAGAACGAGAGAGAAAGAGAAGAAAGACGAGAUAGCGCUUGCGAGAUUACCAGCGACGAGGACAACAAAAAAGAACUGGUCGGGUUUCCGUACCUUCCGCCUCUGACCAAAAGCACCAAUUACGAGAAUCGUUUCUCGUCUGUAUCUAUAUUUUCCGACAUCGACUCUUCGUCCGAUCUUUUCUCGUUCAAUUCAACGAUAACUGCAUCGCCGAUACAGUCGAUUUCAUUAUCGACGCCGUUAACGGUUUCCAAACCGACGCCUCGAGUCGUGGUCAGAAAGCAGCCAACAAGCAAGACACGAUAUACUCGGCUACAUCCACGGACAUUGUUUAAUGAUGGGCUUCUUUAUUUCUUUGUGGUCACUUUUGUGCUUUUAUUUGGUGUGAUUCCGUUACAUCCAAAGAGUUGA